UCGGUGGAUGUAUCCUUUUGAGAGGUAACAUUAAUUAUCAGAAUUUAUCAACUUUCUUUUUCCAUUUUUUUUUAAAAUUUAUAUCCAUAUCUGAUUUUAAUGUGUAUAGGAUGAUGAGAACAUACAAAAAGUAUGUGACGAAUCAAACUUAUCCAGAGGGUUGUAUUGCUGAACGCUACAUACUGGAAGAGUCCAUGAUGUACUGCAUGGACUACAUGCCUGAUAAGAUGUUAGGAAGCCAUAAGAGAGUGAAAAAGAUAUUCUAUGAUGAGGGUGAUGAUAAUGCCGAUAAUUUCCAAAUCGAUAAAAAAGGAAAAAGUUAUCUUCUUACUAAUGUGCAAUAUCAACAAGCACGCAGAUGGGUAUUACAACAUCACGCUGAAAAUGCUCAAUGGCUGGGGAAGUACAAUGAAUACAUUCAUGGCCAAACACGUAAGGGACAAAACAGGAGGGGCAAUCCGUCGGUACAAAAAGAAGUAGACUACAAUGCUUGGUUAAGGGAACAAUUAGAGAAUGAAGAAAUGUCACAAUUUAAGAGAAUCGCUACUGGUCCUAGCUACGAUGCCACAUCAUACAGUACAUACUCAGUAAAUGGAUAUGUUUUUUGCACAUCAGACUCUGAAAAAAACUUGACAACACAAAACAGCGGAGUCUCUAUGAAAGCCUUAACUAUGUUCAGGGCGAGUGCCAGGGAUAAGAACUUGGUAGAACAGGAAGCCACCUAUUAUGGAAGGUUUAGAAGGAAUAUCAAGGAAGAGGAUGAGCCAUUUAUACAUGCAUCUCAGGCGGCUCAAGUCUUCUAUUGCAAGGAUCCGACAAGAGAUGACUGGCAUGUUGUAUUAGAUGUUCCGAAGCGACUAACAAAAGAUGCAUAUGCAUUUGAGGAUCCGCUAGUGUUUGAGGCCGGGUUGACUGCAGGUUCCUCGAGCCCUUCCUUAAUAGAUGAUCUGUAUGACCCAACUAGUGAAGAUAUACAAGAAGGGUCAUAUGUAGAAAUUGUAUCAAGUAACCCACGUAUUCAGAAGCGAAAAAGAAACUGA
This is a messenger RNA of Magnolia sinica, 1040 nucleotides long. RefSeq lists its product as uncharacterized. The record is from RefSeq and is a predicted model, not a curated record. The coding region runs from base 111 to 1040 and encodes 309 amino acids. The transcript has 3 exons. Lineage: Eukaryota; Viridiplantae; Streptophyta; Magnoliopsida; Magnoliales; Magnoliaceae.